This is a messenger RNA of Stylophora pistillata, 2278 nucleotides long. Its product is annotated as potassium channel subfamily K member 3. NCBI's taxonomy places the organism in Eukaryota, Metazoa, Cnidaria, Anthozoa, Scleractinia, Pocilloporidae. Gene Ontology annotation, biological process: potassium ion transmembrane transport; stabilization of membrane potential. Gene Ontology annotation, molecular function: potassium ion leak channel activity; outward rectifier potassium channel activity. The record is from RefSeq and is a predicted model, not a curated record. Gene Ontology annotation, cellular component: plasma membrane.
AUUCUAUUGAAAAGACCUUCAUCCUUUUUCUAAGCGGAACUUCCAAAAAAAAGCACACGAAUCGAGGCAAUGGAAGGCCUAUGGCCCUUAACUUCACGUCCGACACAAAACGAUUGAUAUGCCUCGCGAUUUUGCUGGGAAUCUAUCUUCUCUCAGGUGCUGUAGUCUUCCAAGUUCUUGAGAACGAAAAUGACAAACUGGAGAUACAAGAAUUAAAUUCUAUGAAGAAGUUUUUCCUUGAAAAGCAUAACAUGACACCAGAAGAUUUCGACUUGUUGGUGGAGAAGGUUGAAAAUGCUGUAAAACACCGCUGUGGCGGCGACCCAGACCAGUGGUGUACGUCACGAUGGACAUACUACGCUUCAUUGUAUUUUACAUGGAGUGUUGUCACGACUGUGGGCUAUGGUCACUUAGCUCCCAGUACAGUUGGCGGCCGCGUCUUCUGUAUGGUUUUCGCCUUAUUUGGAAUUCCUUUGAAUCUAAUGGUGUUACGUCAUAUUGGAGACCGCGUCAAUCAACUAAUAAGCUAUAUUCAUUUCUUAGUGGAAACAAAAUUGCUCAAGCGGGAAUCACAGCCAGUUGUCACAAAAACUCUUAUGUGGACGCUGUUCGCCCUCCUGAUAAUGUUAAUUGUUGGAGCGUUCCUUUAUCUACAGGAAGAACAAUGGAAUUUUCUAGAAGGAGUAUAUUUCUGUUUUAUCACGUUCUCGACCAUUGGAUUUGGGGAUCUGGUGCCAAACGGAGGACAAGCUCCUUCUGAUGUUGGAAGCAUUAUUAUGGAACUAUUGCGUGCCACAGUCGUUCUUUUAGGAGUAUCUAUGUUUUUCUCCAUUAUUACGUCUGUGUUGACCGCCUCUGAAGAACUUCGUGUCAACUUUCCCGCAGAGAAAGACUUGGACGCUCUGAGAAAAAAAUCUGAAAAUUCAUUAGGAAGUGGGGAGAUUGAGGGACAAGAUAAAGUGAAGAGUCGGGAAGAAAAAAGGAUCCAGAACGAUGUAGAAAGCGGAAACAUUGAUGAUGUUAAAGAUGUAAAAAGCACAAAAACGGGUCACUCCUUGACAGAACCAAAACGUGUCGGAGAAAAGUUCGGAGCUAAUUCACAACAAUGGGGGAAAGAGUAAAGUCGAUAUUGAAAAGGUUCUGGAACAACAAUUCAUUGUUAAUAGUUCUUUGUACGAUCCAUCUUCAAUGCAGCCUAACCUCCUAAUGUUUGGCGAUUUCCAGCUGCCAGACAGGAAGAUGAACUUUCGCCACACUACACACGAUGAAUAUCUCAAAGAUUAUUUUUGUGCCCUCGUAUCCUAACUAACCAAACGAUUUCGUUUUUGCUUGCCCAAAUACAAAUCAAGUCAUUUUUAGGUUACAAGAAUGAAUUUAGUUUUGAUUUUUUUGCCAAACUAUAUUCGCAAUAAACUUGUGUCAUCGACAACAUUUAAGUGCAUUGAAUUGCAUAACAGAACUCUAGAUAGGGAGUUUUAUUGAACUAUGACAGGUCAAUGAGUGUCAGAGUAACAAAAAAGUUCGGAGUUAAUGAGACUAUUUUCGAGAAUAAGGAGGGUUUUCUUUCUACAGAAACUGUAGUGCUGCGUCGGUGGAUGUGUUAUAAGAUAAUUCGGUUUUAUGUACUGAGUUGACAAAGUAAGUUUGCCGGCACAGAGAGUUUCUGUAGCUGACGUACCAAGCGUUGGUCCCUCGUCAGAAUGAAAAGGAAAUUUGGACCAACGCUUAAAACGUCGACUUUGGAAAAUUUUUAGAGACAACUUAGUUUAUAAAACUAAAUUAUCUUGUUAAUCGAUGAUUGGUUGACAGUGACAAGAAAGCUAAAAUUCUAAAUCUAUUUUUAUAUUCCUUUCAAAGAAGAAAUGAAAGACGUAUAUCAAAAAGGCUUUUAUAGUAACAUAAAAAAUCUAAACGGUUAAGUCGAAGGUUAAAUUUUAAUCAAGCGAAUUAAAAUUAGUUCGAUUACCCUGGAGUUCGAAUUAACCGAGUUCGACGGUUCGUAGUUCUACUGUACUGGUACUUAAAGCAGCCAUCACCACUGAAAACCUCAUUUCCGUGCAGGGACCUUUUUUCUAAGCAUUUCCGUGCAGGGAACUCUUUUCCAAGCAUUCCACUUACUUGAAAAUUAAAGUAAUUAAAAAUAUAUCCUCGGUUUUACCAAAAAACUUUUUUUUUACUUGAAACCAUAAUAUGUGCCAUUUCUAAACGAAUAGUGUGUUGCAUUCAUGUGUGGGUGUUAGGUUUGCAUUUUUAAUCAGUAGAUCCAAUAAAGAUAAUC